CCGAAAGCCAGCCCUUCGUCAUCAGUUGGAUGCAGUGCCCCGCCAUACCGAGCUUUAAGUCAUUGCGACGGCGCAGAACGAACACCAAUACUGGCCUAUCAACUCCUCAUUUUACAAUCAACAACUGGAGCCGCCGUGAGGGCUUGUCAGACAGCUCAAAAUGGCUUCGAACAAUACAUCGGAUCUUCUCAAGCGGCCUCUCUACGUCUAUGAUCUUCCCCAAGAAGUCCUUACAACGCUCUCCCUUAAGCCAGACGCCUCCAUACUCGAACAGGCCCCUCCGUCGCCUCCCUCGAAAUACACAUCUUCCUCCGAUUCCGUCGGCUCACAGGCCUGCUCCCUUUGCGGAGUUACCUUUCCCACCGUCAUCGAUCAGCGAAGCCAUCAGAAAUGCGACUGGCACCACUACAAUCUGAAGCAGAAGCUGCGCAGCGCAAAACCGGUAUCCGAGAAAGAAUUCGAGAAGUUGAUCGGGGACCUUGAUGAGAGUCUAUCGGGCUCAGAUUCGGAAGAGUCUGAGGAUGAAGAUGGCCAGGAAUCCACACUCACAGCACUGCUGAAGAAGCAGGCGACGCUCGUCGACAAGUACGCAUUGCCAGCCGCAGAUUACAAUGACGAAGACACGAUACGACGUAGCGGGAAGGGUAAUCCGCCUCUGAUAUGGUUCAGUUCACCAGUUCUCCCGUCAAAUACAUACUUUGGCCUCUACAGGGCUAUCCUCAGUCCCGAAGAGCAGCGCGACGAGACGAAGCUGGUGGAAGUCGUCAGAAAGAAACAAUUGGACCCAAUAGUCGCUCCCAAGGUCUCUAAGGACGGCACAGCACCGCCACCAGCGGCGUACACAGGGCCUCAUUUCUUCUUGUGCAUGAUUGGUGGUGGCCAUUUCGCUGCCAUGGUCGUAGCAUUGCCGCCGCGACAGAACAAGUCUUCAGCAGGCGCAAUGAAUCGCGAAGCAACUGUGCUUGCUCACAAGACAUUCCAUCGAUAUACGACUAGACGAAAGCAGGGUGGUUCGCAAUCAGCCAACGACAACUCCAAGGGAAAUGCCCACUCGGCUGGUGCUAGUAUUCGUCGGUACAAUGAACAGGCUUUGGUGGAUGAUGUACGCAAUCUUCUCCAGGAAUGGAAAGGGUUGCUCGAUACGUCUGAGCUUCUCUUCAUUCGAGCAACGGGGGCGACGAAUCGAAGAACGCUGUUCGGACCGUACGAUGGGCAAAUAUUGAAACACAAUGAUGCUAGGAUACGAGGCUUCCCGUUCAGCACGCGGAGAGCGACACAGAACGAGUUGAUGAGAUCUUUCAUCGAGCUCACAAGACUAAAAGUCAGAGAAAUCAACCCCGAGGACGAGAUUAAACCGAAAUCCGAGACCCCUACUCCUGCGAAGACUGCCGCUCCGAAGCCCACGAAGCCGAAGCUUACAGAAGAAGAGGAGACUGCGCUAUUACACACAUCACAGAUCCAGGCGUUCAUCCGGCGCUCGAAACUUCCAGCCCUAUUGUCCUACCUCAAGACAAAUGAUGUGUCUCCCGACUUCCAGUUUCAGCCGUCAGACCAGAAUCACCACUCACCAACACCCCUACACUUGGCAUCUCAUCAAAAUGCUGCGCCUCUAGUUCUCGGCCUCAUUACACGUGGCGAUGCAUCGCCUCUGAUCACCAACAAAGAUGGCAAGACCGCGUUCGAACUGGCAGGAGACAGGUCAACAAGAGACGCCUUCCGUGUCGCACGAUCGGAGCUUGGCGAGGACAAGUGGGAUUGGGAGGCCGCGCGCGUACCUGCACCUCUUAGUAAGGCAGAUGCUGAAAAGCGCGACGAGAGAGAUAAGAAAGAGAAGGACGAACAGGAGACAGCAAGAAGGCGUGCCGAGGAAGAGAGGUUACGGGUCGAAGGGCCCAAGGCUGAUGGCAGGAAGCCAAAGUCUGGUGGUCUAGCGGCUAUAGCGUCUACGAAGACCGCGCAAGAGAAGAGGGUAGAAGAAGCUAGGGGCCUUACUCCUGAGAUGCGGAUGAAGCUCGAUCGGGAGAGGAGAGCGAGGGCCGCCGAGGAGCGUCUCAAGCGCAUGCAGAAUAGUUCAUAGUCGUGUGCCGGCUGAGUGCGCUGUCACCGACCUCUACUCUACUCAAGAGAGUCUAGGAGCGACCUGGACAUGUUAUACAUAUCCUGAACAGAGAUAAUAAUGACACAGCUGAGCCAGGUGUCUCUCUCUGACUUUUGAUGAUGGAUGUUGAGGAACUGUGACAUGAAGGUGUUCGCCCAAACAUGGGAGUACAGCGAUUCUACACGUAUUCACUCGAAGUCUUUUUGAUCAAAUGUAGACAUUAAAACUG
Messenger RNA from Colletotrichum godetiae, 2327 nucleotides. Its product is annotated as ankyrin repeat and zinc finger domain-containing protein. The transcript has 2 exons. The record is from RefSeq and is a predicted model, not a curated record. NCBI's taxonomy places the organism in Eukaryota, Fungi, Ascomycota, Sordariomycetes, Glomerellales, Glomerellaceae. The coding region runs from base 161 to 2077 and encodes 638 amino acids.